AUGGGUGAAAGAGUUCUGGAUAUCGAUGGUUAUGAUCUGCGUGAAGCAGUUUUGGAAGAAGCAGUAUUUAUUCUAGAACGAGCUCGAAAUGAAGUUGUUACUUUAACACUGGAAUACGAUGGUGGCAAAAGAUUAGAAAACGUGAAAGCAGGCGCAGAUUGUGAUGGCUUUUAUGUGAAAGUUAACAUCGAUCGAAAUGGUGAAAAUAGCGAUGAACUUGAUUUAAAAAAAGGUGAAAUCUUAUACGUCGAUAAUACGUUAUUUAUGGGUGUUUAUGGGCGUUGGCGUGCUUGGAAGCUUGACCAAGAAGGUCGACAACGUCACUGUGGACUAAUAUUAUCAUUACGUCGAGCUGAAGAAGAAUGGAACCAUGCACGACGAGUUAAAGGAAAAAUGACUGAUGAAGCUCGUCCGAGACAUAUCUAUGAGCGCGUUGAGCGUCUGAAUUCGUCGCAAAAACGUCCUCUUGUCCUUGUUUCAGCUUAUUUGGCUCCCUUCAUGCAAAUUUUAAUUGAAGAAUAUGGUAAUAGAUUCAAACCGGGACGCGGUUGUGCUGACCAGAUAUUCAUGUUAAGAGUGUUGGAACAUCGCUUCAAAUAUCUACAAUCCACCGUUACAUGUUUCAUCGACUGCCUUCGAUUUUUGCGGCUAUUUGUUCAGUGCGUUGCAGAAUGUCGAGCUUCAAAUUCCAGUACAAGUUCCACUAAUGAAAUGGACCAAUGGAUUGAAGUGAGGAAACGUGAAGAGUUAUUCGAGAUGAUAUCAGUUAAUGCAAUGAAACAAAUUGUCAGUCAAGGAUAUCACUGCGUAUUAGAUAUUACGCCUCAAGCUGUUUUAAGGCUUCAUAGUAUGCGACUCUACCCAAUUAUCAUUCGAAUUAAGUUCAAAUCCAUUAAACAGCUAAAGGAAUUAGCUGAGCACAGUUGCCAAGAACGAUUAAAUACAAAAGCCGCUAAAGAGUUACUAGAACGAGCUCAAAUCACUGAUACACAUCUCGAAAAAAUUGACUGUACAGUCAGUACGAUAAAUGUUGGCGCACAGUAUGGCCGAAAUACGAUUCGAUAUGUUUGUCAGCAGAUUGUUGCCAUCGUUGAACAUGAACAAAAGCGAAUCGUCUGGGUGCCAGCUGUAUCUAAAUUUAAUUCCUAA
Molecule: messenger RNA, 1149 nt
Organism: Dracunculus medinensis (Guinea worm)
Lineage: Eukaryota; Metazoa; Nematoda; Chromadorea; Rhabditida; Dracunculidae
Source: the annotation of a GenBank genome assembly